AUGGAGAGGAUGGCUCGCCGUCGUCCUCCCGCAGGCAGGAUCUGCUUCGCAUUUCUCUCUAUAUCGCUUCUGACCACUGAGUGUGGCCCUUCUUUCCUCCCCGCUCUUCAGCUUGCUGCCGGUCUCUCGGCGCCCUGGAGCGCGGAGCUCCGGCGCGGAUGGUCUGUGAGGACUCCCGACAAUCCAACUGCCCUGUUUAGUUCGCCUUUUUUUGCGUUAGCGACGCCUCGACAGACUUCUCUGCUACGUCUGGCUUCUUCGCUCGUUUCUCCGCUCUCCGCGCUGUCUUCGCCGCCUGCACCUCGCUCUCACGGCUCUCCUUCCUGCUCAUCCGCUGCGUCCUGGCUGCCACUUUCGCCGUCGCCUUCGCGGACUCCCGGCAUGACCGGCGCCCGGAGAACUCGAUGCGUUCAAACGGCUCACGCCAACCACAGUCAAGAGAGCGCGCGUUAUGUCAGAAGGCGUUUCUUUGCAUGCGUAGCGUCAAUACACUCUGCAACACAUGCGACGAGGCAAAUCCGAACACUUCACGCGACGCCACGCCGCACAGCCCACCGCCGGUGUACCUACACUGGAGGGCUGAGUGAUGUGGAUACUCAAGCGGAAGAGAGAGCAUUCGGCGCGUUUCUUGUUUCGCGCGCGAUGCAUGCUCUCCCUGUGUCUCGCUCCAAACCUGGUUCAAAGCGCGUGGCUGUUCCCUGCCGCUCAGCCGCUCGCUGCUCACUCCGUCUUCCCUCUCCCCGCGAGGAGGUGUUUUCUGCUGCUCCCCAACUUCGCCGUGCGGAGCAGCUGGGAUUCAUGGUGGUUCUAUUGCCUUCAAAAGCAGCGAGCCUUUCCGUCGCCUUCUCCUCCUUCUUCUCCUCCCACGGGCUUGGCCACUCGGCUGCGAUUUCCUCCCGUACACCCGAAGCUCGGCGCACGUUGUUGCUUUCUGCUGCGGUCCCGCCUUCGAGUGCCCCGGAGUCUGCUUCGGCUGCUGCUUCGCCUGCGCCCAGUUCCGCGUCUGUGUCUCCUGCGUCUCCUGGUUUAGGCCAAGCGCCUGCGUCGCCGCGCCGCCUUAACAUUGGCGAGCGGCGUCGCCUGGAUCGCAUGCAGAAUUGGUUCAAGCAGUACCCCUACGCGCCCGAGCCGCCGGUGCCGCCUAAGCAGAAGAGCACGAUGAAAAUCAACGUCGACCCAGACAAUAUCUCUCCCGAUCGGCUUCCGCUGCCAUCGAGACGCCUGCCGUCUUCGCUUCGGUGGAAGGCACUCGCGGGCACUGCUGCGCCCGCCCCCGUCACUCUCGCAGCCGCCGGAGCUGCCGUGGAAGCUGCGCACGAAGCUGUGCGUACACUGCAGGCGGGCGGGAUGCCUCGCAGGCGAAAAGGCAAGAACCGGAAGAUGAAGAAGGUCGCUCUCGCGCGCGCGGCGGUCGCCGCCGCGGUCGCUGCCCAGAAGGCGCCGGGGCUGGCGGCCCUUAAGGCCGCUGCUGCAUCCGCAGAGCGCCUCGUCUCAUCUCCGCUGUCCACUGAGUCUCUUGCAUCUGCGGGCAACUCCGUCUCUGAAGACGGAAUCCCAGACCCCGUCGCGGUAGGAGCCGCGGACGCCGCAGCGUUGUUACCUUCCUCGCCUUCUUCCUCUUCGGCCGCCGAGCGAGAAACGGGCGGCAGCGGGGCGUCUGCGGAGGGACAGCGCUCGUCGCUCUUAUCUGUGCUGUAUCCUUCUCGGGACGCAGCGUAUCCGCCGGAUCUAGCAGUCUUUCUAGUUAAGCAGCUGAGCACUGCAAAAUUCACUGAGACAGUCGAGCUGCAUGCGCAGCUGAACCUGGGAACCGGCACCCGGGGGAAGGCGCGCAAAGGCGGCGGCUCGAACGUCUCAGGCAGAGUGAGGGGAUUCGUAACGCUGCCGCACGGUCAGCUGGGGCAGCUCGCCGCUCUCCACCCGCAAGACGCUUACGCGGAGAAGACGCCCGCGUCGGGCGAGACGGCAGAACAGGCCGCCGAGGAGGACGGAGACGCGGCGCACGCAGACGAGGAAUGCAGAGAGGAGGACGAAGGGCAUGUAGGGCGCGCCGCGCGCCUAGGCCGGGGAGACUGCGGAGAGAGGAGCCCCGAAACGCCGCGCAAGGCGCAGGACGAGAAGGCGAAUGCCCAGGCGGAGUCGGCGCCGCUUUUAGGCGGCGUCAUCAACGUCAAGCCUGAGUCUGGCGUCGUGAGAGGCAACAAGCGGGGAGGGAUUUGGAGGCGAAAGCGAGUCAUUGCUGCGUUUGUAGACAAGAAGGACGAAGCGGCAGCCCUCGAAGCGGGGGCUAACAUGGUCGGUGCGGAAAGGAUUCUGGAGGAGAUUCGAACGAACAAAAUUUCCUUUGAAGUUCUCAUCUCCACCCCAGAUAUGGUAGCUCGUCUGACGCGAUACGGCAAGAUACUCGGGCCGAAAGAUUUGAUGCCGCAGACGGCGUGGGGCACAUUAACGCCCGAUUUCGCGGGGGCAAUUCGUUUGUAUAGACAAACGACGAUCCCAUACAAGGCAGAUCGCUUCAACAUUAUCCACAUGCCCAUCGGCUUAGUGUCCAUGAGCAACGAAGAACUUCGGGAGAACCUUGAUGCAGCCAUAGCGUCCAUCAACGCCCGCCGUCCCCCCUCCGCAGGCAACAAAUUCUUCAACAAAAUCCACAUAAGCUCCACCAUGGGGCCUGGCAUCUUUAUUGACAUGCACCAUGUCAAGCUCACUGCAGCCGCAGCAGCGCGAGGCACGCAGCGCCGCUGA
This is a messenger RNA of Besnoitia besnoiti, 2745 nucleotides long. Its product is annotated as L1P family of ribosomal protein. Bases 1 to 2745 code for a protein of 914 amino acids. Lineage: Eukaryota; Apicomplexa; Conoidasida; Eucoccidiorida; Sarcocystidae. The transcript has 3 exons. The record is from RefSeq and is a predicted model, not a curated record.